Molecule: messenger RNA, 1097 nt
Organism: Penaeus vannamei (Pacific white shrimp)
Lineage: Eukaryota; Metazoa; Arthropoda; Malacostraca; Decapoda; Penaeidae
Source: RefSeq, a predicted model, not a curated record
GGUUGUUCCAGCGAGCCAUCAUGCAGUCCGGGGCGGCGCUGUGUCCGUGGGCGCUGAGGGAGGACCACAGGCAGGUGGCGAUGAAGAUGAGUGACCUGUUCAACUGCUCCGCCGUGGACGAGGCUUCCUCUUCGCUGGACGGCGCCGCGCUGGCCGAGUGCCUGAGGGAAGUGCCCUUCGACGAACUCACUGGAGCGCCGAGCAAGUUCAUGGUCAUCAACAACGGCCCUGUGGUGAUGACCCCAGGCGUGGACGGGGAGUACCUGCCGGAGCACCCCGCCGUUCUCCUGCGGGAGGGAAGGUACAACAAGGUCGACAUCAUCUCCGGCAUCAACCGAAACGAUGGCGCCUUGUCAAGCACUCCCUACCUGGCCGACCCACCUUUACUGGACAGUCUGUUUGCGAACUUCAGCGUGAACGGACCGAUUUCCUUAAACUUCGAGGCCUGGGAGGACGACCCCGAUUACCUGACACGGCGGGCCUACCACCACUACCUAGGUCCUCUGGCGGUCCCCCUGGAGAAGGCCGAGCAGUUCACGCAGAUGUACACCGACAGAAUGUUCAGCACGUGCCACAUGGACGCCGUGCAGCACCACAUGCGGGAUGAGGCUUCAGGGAACCGCGUCUUCGCCUACGAACUCCAGCAUCGCGGGGAACACAGCUUCUUUGACGAUAUAUACCCUCUGGGUAACGUUAGCAAAGACUGGGUCUGUCACGGAGACGAUAUUCAGUAUCUGUUCUACAAAGAGACCGACAACAAGGACCUGACAAGGAGCGAGGACCGUUUCGUCAGCCGCAUCAUGGUGGACCUCUGGACCAACUUCGCCUCGGCUGGGCACCCAACGCCCGACCUCUCCCUGGGCUUCAUCUGGGCACCGAUGACGAGUGCCAGUGAGUCCUACCUGGCCAUCACUCCUGCGCCCUUCAUGGAGGACUACCAGAACCAAGAGGUACUAGAAUUCUGGAGGAACAUGCCAACGAGGACGAACAAGUUGCUCUACAAGGACCGCUUCACCCCGAGCCCUGUGUACUAGACCAGUGUACUGAGAGAGAGAGAGAGAGGAGGAGAGAGGGAGAGAGAGGGGGAGAAGGAGAGA